GUCUCGCGCUCCUGUGGGCGUGGCCUUGGCGCCGUUAAGAUGGCGGCUGGUUGGAGCUGACUCCUGCUGAUUCCUCCUCUGGAAGGGCUGAUCAAAGGCCAGCAGCAGCAGAUGAGCCUCUAGAGCUGGAAGCAGAGCUGCAGGGAGGCACAGAGCCAUGGCAGAGAGCUGCCCUCCUUCCCCUGGGCUCCGUCAGGGAUUGAGGCAGGAGCCAGUCCCCAGGGCCAAGAGGCUCUCGGAUUCCACAGUGCAGGUGCAGGCCCUGCAGUCAGCCAAGAAAGCCUGCGUGCUGAGCCGUGACUGCAGCACUCCAAACCCAGCAGGGAACCCUCUGCUCCCUUCCCCAGGCUCUGGCUGCUCCCUUUUCCUGGAUGAGAGUGGGCAGGAUGAGCUGGGGGCAGCUUUUCCCGUGGCCAAGUACGACGACGUGGCCAUUUCCCUGGACAUCAGCAGGUGCUUCGACGACAGCGAGCUGGAUGAUUCCCUGCUGGAGCUGUCAGGCAGCGAGAAAGGGAAUUCUCCCUUUGAUUACACCGAGGAAGAGAUCCAGGAAAUCUUGGCAGAUGAUUCCAUGGAAGCUGAGCAGCAGCAGCAGCAGCACCUCCCUGGUGAAAGCCACCUGAGCCAAAGUGAGAGCGGGAGGAGCGAGCAGGCCCAGAGCAGCGGCUGCACCGCGGGGACGUCGCUCAGUGAGGCGCCCUCAGAGGUCACACAGGAAGCAAAGGAGCCCCAGGAGCAUCCCUCAGGCGGCUCUGGGUGUGAUCCUGGCUUUUUGAGUGGCACUGCUGCUCUGGAUGGGGCCCAGAGGCUGCAGCAGGAGCUGGACCUUGACCUGCAGGAGCUGCUGAGCCUGAGCCCGUUCGCCGCCGCCUGCGCCGAUGAGGCUCUGGAGGAAAACAACCUGGAAAGAGAAACUUUGGAUGCCAUGAUAGAUGAUUGCUUGGGAUAUUCCACAGCUGCUGGGAGCUGCUUUCCUGAAAAAUCCUCAGAAAGGGUGAUGCCUAAAGGCCAGGAAAGCCUGGCUCAGGAUUGCCUGGGGAGAUCCCUGCCCUCAUCCAGCCUUCCCUGUGGCCAGAGCACAGGGGAUGAGAGUCCAGCAUCUCUGUUGCCACCCAAAAAAGAACUUCCCAAAGCAACAACGAGCUGUUUGACAAGGAAAUCAGGCUCUCCAGAGGAUGCUGAAGGGGAAUCCAGAGGAGCUGAGCAGCCACCAGGCAGCACUAAAUCAAGGGACACAGCUGUAGGCCAGAGUGGGCAGGAAGAGCCACCCAGUGGAAAGAAAAGUGGCAAAGUAAUUCCUGUCCCACAGGAGGAGGAAGAAAGGCCAAAACAACGGACCUGCAUUUCAGAAGCACAGCCUGAGCAAAAGAGACGUUUCUCUCCAGGCUGUGCCAAUCCAAGUGAGGAAAAGUGUGGCUAUUACCUCAGAGAGCUUUGCAUUGAGGGAGAAGGAGAAAUCCCUUGGAAGGCCAUGAGAGUUGUCAGCAGUGCUUUUAAACCAGUGAACCCCACCAAUGAAGUUCUUUGGAAAAGGAAUCCUUUGCCUGUGGUCUGGGGACAAUUUCACCUGAUGCCCAUGGAAUCCCAGCGUGGGCUGUGCAUUCCAAAUGCUAUUUCUUCCUUGGGAGAUAACAGACUUGGCUGA
Messenger RNA from Serinus canaria (Common canary), 1645 nucleotides. RefSeq names its product S100P binding protein (gene S100PBP). The transcript has 6 exons. The record is from RefSeq and is a predicted model, not a curated record. Gene Ontology annotation, molecular function: calcium-dependent protein binding. Lineage: Eukaryota; Metazoa; Chordata; Aves; Passeriformes; Fringillidae. The coding region runs from base 158 to 1645 and encodes 495 amino acids.